Purpureocillium lilacinum is the source of this 321-nucleotide messenger RNA. The record is from RefSeq and is a predicted model, not a curated record. NCBI's taxonomy places the organism in Eukaryota, Fungi, Ascomycota, Sordariomycetes, Hypocreales, Ophiocordycipitaceae.
AUGCCGGCCAGGAUUUCCCCGGUCCGGGUUGGCCGCAGGUGGAUCAAAGGAACCAGCCGAGUCAAGAUCGAAGAACUAGGAGCGCAACACCAUGCACUCUGGCCUGUUGCUCGUUCCACGCGUCUUGGAUGUCACCGAACCCAAACCACGAAGAACGGGUCUGCAGUCAGCCUUGAACUUUCGCAUCCGCGAAGCAUAACUAUCAUGCUCCGUAAUCAAGGCUUGUGCGACCUGCAAGGACCCCUGGCGUUAAUAGAGCGGUCGACGAUCGAGUUGCCUGAACGGGGCACGAGCCCGGCUGCCAACGUGGAGUAUGCAUAA